CAAACUCUUCAUAAUUCCAUAUCAGAGAGAAAGCUAGCCAGUUCUAUCUAUCUAUCAACCAAGAACAUUAAUUAACCAUGAGGAUUUUCAAUUGGGUGAAUCGCAAGCUUCAUCAUAAAGACGGGCAACACGAAUACUGUCGUGGGAUCGGCAAGGAAGUGGUCAAGGAAAGGCGAGUUGAAUACGAAGGCAUUGACGUGGAGGCUGUCGAUGCUCUUUUGCUCAAUGGUUGGAGUACAGGAGGUAUCCUCACAAUUGGGACACUUGGGCUCAUGGUGUUGGGCGAUCAUGGUAGUGUCGAGUCCAAAGGAAGCGAAGAUUAUUACGAUGUUGAAGAAGAAGAAGAGGAGGAAACGUGUUUGGUUAACAAUAAUGGUGAUGUUGAUCUCUAUAGUAACAAUGAGGAGGAGGAGUAUGAAGAUGAGGAGGAAGAAGAGGAAGACUUAGAUGAUCAUUGCCUUAUCAUUAUGGAAACCAAGGAAGAAGAAACACAAAAGACAUCUAACUAUGAUCACAAGGGCCAUGAUUAUUAUGGUCCUCGUAAUAAGGAGAUGAUGGGAGCGCCGGCGACUAUGGAGGAGAAGAAAAAGGAGAGGACAACCCUAGCCGACCUAUUCUCAGCUGAAUAUUCCGAUGAUGAUGAUGUUGGCAAGACAAGGAAAUCGUCGGUAAAUAACAACAUCCGUAGGAUGUGGCCAACCACUGCUUAUCAUUUCAAAGCCAACUCUAAGAAACGCGAUCAGACUACAAACGGGACUACUACUGCGAGUAGUCUCUCAUUUGCAAAAAGGCUCAUUCCUCUCACCGGCAUUGACAAACAACCCGUCAAGAAAUUUCACAAGCUUAUGAGGAGGAUGCUGAAUAGAAAGAUCCAUCCAGAACUAGGAGGUAAAUUGGCUUCAAAAACCGACGAUUCAACUGAGGAAGCACAACCGUCGUACGAGGUUGCAAAUGCUGAAUCGAUCUCCCUUCUCCGAACUCGAGAUUAAUUAGGUACCUCCUAAUUAUUAAUAUUAUAAGUUGCUGCAAGAAGAUAAGGGAAGGGCACUAAACUUGAUCCAAACAAGACGCAUGCAGUUUAUUUGUUUUUGAUGAUAUUAAUGUUCCUUUCUCUCUGGAUUGGGUUGGUUGAUGACAGACAUGUUGAUACUGUUGUUUUUUAUUUCUGCUUGUACGGACCCCAUUACUUUUGUUUAAUUUCCUAGCAUGUGUGAUUUCAAUUGUUCUCCUUCUAAUCCAAUUCCAUAAUAUGUUCCUCU
This is a messenger RNA of Impatiens glandulifera, 1259 nucleotides long. RefSeq names its product protein TILLER ANGLE CONTROL 1-like. The transcript is spliced from 5 exons. Lineage: Eukaryota; Viridiplantae; Streptophyta; Magnoliopsida; Ericales; Balsaminaceae. The record is from RefSeq and is a predicted model, not a curated record. The coding region runs from base 78 to 989 and encodes 303 amino acids. Gene Ontology annotation, biological process: morphogenesis of a branching structure.